Molecule: messenger RNA, 1896 nt
Organism: Phyllopteryx taeniolatus (common seadragon)
Lineage: Eukaryota; Metazoa; Chordata; Actinopteri; Syngnathiformes; Syngnathidae
Product: adhesion G protein-coupled receptor G3-like
Exons: 12
Coding region: 101-1639 (512 amino acids)
Biological process (GO): adenylate cyclase-activating G protein-coupled receptor signaling pathway; cell surface receptor signaling pathway
Cellular component (GO): membrane
Molecular function (GO): G protein-coupled receptor activity
Source: RefSeq, a predicted model, not a curated record
AUUCGCCACCAGUUUAUCUUCUCGUGAUGUGAUGUGAUGUGACACUGCUGACAGCCGCCACACCAGGCAGGACGUGUCGGCGUCAAAUUGGGGUCCCGUGAUGCAAGCGGUCGUCCUUCUCUUCUGGCUCGUGUGCUGUUGCGCCGCUGAGGACUGCCAAGAUGUCCUCUCUGUCUGCCAAGCGGAAAAUUCCUGGACCAGGUGUUAUAAGGAGCGGAUUGUAACCUGCACACUAAAAAGGCGAAUCGGGAGCGUCUUCAUUUUAGGGACUGUUGACCCUUCCAAAGAGUGGGAGGAGAGUCCGAGUCCGGAACAUAGCGUUCACAUCCCAUCGUCAGCCCUCCAGAGAUCCAGAGGACCCGAGUCCGGGGACGGGGUGUCGAUGGCGGUCACCGUGCUCAACAGUGAACAUUUCAAGCUCGCAAGUCGAAAACAUGGGAGAAGAAUCCUUCCGGGACCACCUGGCCCGACAGGCAUCGUGUUAGGGGGGAACGUCCUGGUGGUGCAGGCAGGUCUACGCCCACUCCAGAACCUCCCAGAACCCAUCACUUUAACCUUCAAAUACAACAAGAAGGUUGCCAGCGGGACUUGUGUUUUCUGGGAGGAGUUAAAUAAGGAAGAUGGAACUGGUCACUGGAGCGCGUACGGCUGUAACACCAGCAACACUGAAAGGGAAUUUGUUUGUCGCUGCAACCACUUGAGCUUCUUUGCCGUACUUGUGAAUCCUGACAUCUCGCUGAGUGAAGAGGACGCGUUCAACCUGAGUGUGAUCACAUACGUCGGAUCAGCGCUUUCGGUCGUCUUCUCCAUCAUCAGCUUGAUCGUCUACUCGUGUCUCAACAAACGGCAGCCCGAAAGAGCCAUCGGCUUGCACAUGCACCUGACGGGGGCGCUGCUGUGCCUGCACCUCUUCUUCCUGCUCUCCUGCUUGUGGGCCCGGAGGCUCGCCGAAGAGCCGGCCGACUGGGCGUGCGGGGCUCUGGGCCACCUUCUGCACUGGUCUUUGCUGGCCACCGUCUGCUGGUCGGCCCUGGAGGGCUUCCACCUGUACCUCCUGCUGGUGCGCGUCUUCAACAUCUACAUCAGGAGAUACCUGCUCAAACUGAGCGCGGUGGGCUGGGGUGUGCCCACAUUGAUUGCUCUGGCUGGUGGAGCGUCUGGUGUUUACGGCAAGUACACACUGGAACUUCGGGACUCCGACAACAAUUCAACAAUGCAGCUGUGCUGGAUAAGCAGCAAGUUCCGUCACAGACGAGCGGUUACCUUCGCUACCACAGUGGCCUUCCCCUGCCUGGUGGUCCUGUUCAACUCCUGCAUGUUGGGCCUGGUGAUCUUCAAGCUGUGGCGGUUGCGAGGAGGCGGCGGAACGAAGGGCGGCCGGGAGAAGGCGAGCAGGUUGUGGAAGGACUGCGUGACCGUGCUGGGCCUCAGCUGCGUGCUGGGUUUACCUUUUGGCCUGUUGAGCAUCACCUACGUCUCCCUGACCGGCAUCUACAUCUUCACCACGCUCAACUUGCUGCAAGGCGUCUUUGUGUUCCUGUGGUCUUUGGCGGUGACGUGCAAGUCUCAGUUGGAUGGGGCCUCAACCUCAAAUGACACUUCCUCUCAGAGAAUGAUGACCACCAGCUUCAACAACUGACGCACCGCAAACAUGUUCUGUUGCCUAUAUUAGGUCGUGUGUGCUUGCGUGACGAUGUUUAACGAUACAGUCACUUCACCCUUUUCACUUUUGUGUGAUCCAUAAUGUUCAGUUUUGCAUUGACAAAAACAAAAAGCAUCCGCAUACAGAUGGAAAAUGCAGUCCUCCACCAUGUCCUUAUCUUGAGUCUGGGGAUUUCACUUCAUUGUGCAAUCGUGUAUUACUGUUGCUAUGAUAAACUACAUUUGUGGAUCAUU